Molecule: messenger RNA, 826 nt
Organism: Salvia hispanica
Lineage: Eukaryota; Viridiplantae; Streptophyta; Magnoliopsida; Lamiales; Lamiaceae
Product: homeobox-leucine zipper protein HAT14-like
Biological process (GO): regulation of DNA-templated transcription
Molecular function (GO): DNA-binding transcription factor activity, RNA polymerase II-specific; sequence-specific DNA binding
Source: RefSeq, a predicted model, not a curated record
GCUGUUAUUACUCAUUCUAUUAUAUUACAUUAUAGAGCAGUACUUUUGUCCUAACUGACCUCCAAAUCAAAACUCAUUUCACAAAAUUAUGGAUAAUAAUGGAGAUGGAGAGGUUUGCCUCGGCCUCGGCCUCGGUUUGGGCUUACCGGAAAGUUGUUCAAAUAGAGAAGUUUCACAGUUCAAGAAAAAACGUCUUCUUUUACUUGAUCUCUCAAUCCCAAUUCACCCAAAUAAUCAUGAACUCAACUCCCAAAUGAUUAGAGCUGAUGAAGACCACAGCGCUAGCAAAGACGAUGAUCAUGAAAUCAGUUAUGGCAGGAAGAAAUUGAGGCUCAAUAGAGAUCAGACCACCUUGCUUGAAGAAAGUUUCAGACAGCGCACCACCCUCAACACGGGCCAAAAACAAGCACUUGCAGAAAAAUUGAAUCUUAAACCUAGACAAGUGGAAGUUUGGUUUCAAAAUAGAAGAGCAAGGAGUAAAUUAAAGCAAACUGAGGUAGAGUGUGAGAUCUUGAAGAAAAAGUGUGAGAGAUUGAGCGAUGAGAAUCGGAGAUUGAAGAAGGAGGUGUUGGAGCUACGGUCAUCGCUGCCACCAGCGGCUGCGGCAGCGACUAGGUUUUUCCAUCAGAAUGAGAAGGGUAGGGGCGGCGGGGAAGCGGCUGUUUUGGAGGUGGUCCACGAGCCCUAAACCUAAUGAUCAGCGAAAACGGCACUAUAGGUAGGACGAAAUUAAAGAAAAGGAGGGGCAAAAUGAAUGGUAAUUGAUGUUAUACACAUACUCAUAUAUAAUUUUUCUAAUGAUUAAUUAUUAACCGAAAUUUAAAAC